UUCUUAAUUAGGAAAUUUGAUUAUUACUGUUGAAGACAAAAUCAAUGGCUGCAUUUAGUGAUUCAGAUGAUUCAGUUAGCAAGUCUAUCCGUCAACACAUUUUUAAAUUGUGUUCAGAGUUUUUGAGCUCUGCUUGGUCAAACCCAGAAAAUAUCACAAUACAGCGACUAACAGGAGGAAGGAGCAAUCGUAUUUAUCGCUGCAAAACAAGUGCAAGGGAUUCAGCAAAUGAAGUGAUCUUCAGGUUCUAUGGAAGUGAUUUUCUCGAAGGGACAGAAGAAUCAAAGAGAUCAAGAACAAAAGAAACGUUGAUUAGUUAUAUCAUUUCAGAGAAACGGUUAGGUCCACAUUUGAUUGGAAUAUUCGAUGGAGGACGAAUCGAGGAAUACAUUCAGUCUACCAUUCCAACUCGUGAACAAUAUGAAGGACAAUUGAUGUUCAAAGCACUGGCUUAUAAAUUGGCCACCAUUCAUUCCUUGCGACUACCAUUUUCUCAUCGAGUCCAGUUAGAUUUGACUGCAAUGGUAUCAGGUUUGACGAAGAGCACAGCACUUGCUGCUUACUUGAAUGGAUCCAAAGUCAAUGCUUUCUCAGAGAAGCUAUUAAAUUUCAAUUAUGCCGAGGAAUUAGAUUUGUUGAUUCCGUUGUUUACUCAAAUACCUUCAAAAAUUGUAUUCUGUCAUCAAGAUCUGAAUCGGUUGAACAUUUUGAUUAGAACAAGAAACAGUGACGAUUCUUAUAGAGGACAAAGCUCAUCAACACUGAAGGAAGCUGCUAGCAAAAUAAUGCUUAUUGAUUACGAAUGUGCUGGCUAUUCUUACCGAUGGGCUGAUUUCGUUACCUUUUUCAGUGAAAUUUGCUCUAAUCGAUGGCAGGAGAAAAAGCAAUUCAGUUUCAGUGAUUAUCCAGGUCCAGAUCGACGAACCUACUUUAUAAAACACUAUUUGAGUACAUUGAAUGAACUUCAAUUGUUGGAGAUGGCUGAUUUGGAUGCUGAAUUUUCAAAGCUCAUGAAAGAAAUUGAUUUCGGUGGAAUGAUCCUCAAUUUGGUUAAUGCUUUAUGGAGACUCAACCAUCCUAAAAUUGACAGUGACUCUAUGCUUUUUUUAUGGGAAGAAGCCAACUUCAGACUUGACCUUUACCUUGGACUGAAAGAAUACUUUUUAAAUAAUUACAAUAACUAUUAGUAACUAGUCAAACAGUUUUUGUGUUUAAAAAUUUUAUUUUACUUGUUGAGUUUUUUAUUUCUAUUUUUUACCAAUAAAAUAAUUUGUUUAAAAAA
Messenger RNA from Tetranychus urticae (two-spotted spider mite), 1282 nucleotides. RefSeq names its product choline/ethanolamine kinase. Gene Ontology annotation, cellular component: cytoplasm. Lineage: Eukaryota; Metazoa; Arthropoda; Arachnida; Trombidiformes; Tetranychidae. Gene Ontology annotation, biological process: CDP-choline pathway; phosphatidylethanolamine biosynthetic process. The record is from RefSeq and is a predicted model, not a curated record. Gene Ontology annotation, molecular function: choline kinase activity; ethanolamine kinase activity.